AUUCUACAUUCAUUACACUACGUACGUACAUAACUUAUCCUGGGCCAACUUCUCUCGAGUUGAUGCUCAUUUAUGUAUCUUCACUUCUUAACAAUGUUGAAAACUGAUAAAAUAUCGAGAUAGCAGCACAAUUGGCUGCUCAUUUUAUUGUCCAAUUCUACACAUGACACAUCACAAACUCAGACAUACGAAUGAAGGUCCCGGGGGCCUUUAUUAGCCAUGUACUGGCCUAUUGGAACUCCUAGAAUCUAUGCGACGACCACCAGCCAAGCUUCCGUUAAGACUAACUUCAUCGUCUCUAAUGAUGGAGUUGCUUCCACCACCACCGCCGACACUGACUCUUUGUCGAGUUCCGAACCACCGCCUCCCGUCUUGCUUGACGAAAAGGACCGAGCUGCCCCAGAUACCCAUUUACAACCCGUAACGCCGGGUCUGAAAACACCAGCUACUCCAGCUAUCAACUCGGUAGAGCAUGAUGUCUAUCACGAGGGAAGCAGCUCGAAUUCCCAACAGUAUCUUCCGGGAUCCGGAGGAGGCAUCCCAGCUGGGGAUCCAAUUGUUGCUUUAAGAGUGUCUAGGACUGGCCAUUUGUUUGCUGUUAUUACAGCGACUACCAUGACAAUAUGGCAAACCAAGCCUACUGUAAUUCAAGCCAUCGUUGUCAGAUCCGAAGCGUCUAUUAAAUCCUACGGUACAAACGUCGCCCUUCUCCUAAGACCUGACUCUGUCAUAUUCGUCGUCCAAACAAGUCUCGGAUAUCUAAUUACAUAUUCACUUGCGACCGAUGCCGAAUCCCGCGUAUAUAAACCUCAUUUUUCCGACCAUAGUAAUAUCCAAAGGCGGCGACAAAGUCAUUUUGGAGGACCCGGUAAUAAUACACCCGAUCAAAUAUUGCUGGGUCCAGGUGAAGGAGCUGGUGUUCGUGAUAUAAGUGUUCGCUUUCGUAGGGUGAUCAAAGUCGAUGCGGGUAUCCAAUGUGUUAUCGCCCUCGAUGACGAACUAGUUGUCUCUACAAAAAAGCCAGCAGCUGUACAAUGCAUUCGAUGGACCCCUGACAGUACUGGCAACCAGACAAGUACGGAACUCGUAAGCCGCAUGGGCUGGUUGGAGAAAAAAGUAUCGAUCAAGGAAAUGACCCAUGAUCGACCAAUGAACCUCUCUACUUGGGUUACAAAUGAUGGGAAAGCUUACGCUGUACAGCGAAUCUCACCUAACCAGACUAAAGAUAAUCCCGAUUUCGACCCUAAAAAACUUUUCAAGGGCCAUUGCUUCCAUACACCGCUUGGGGAUAGUGAUCGUGCAGUCAGAGCGGUAGUCAACGCCCGAUUCUCGCUUAUUGCUGUAGGGAUCGCCGACGGGAGCAUUCGUGUUUUCUCCGUCAGAGACUAUGCUGGCAAUAUCCCCUCCUCCCAUAUUCAUCGGCUCCCGGUCUCAUCCGAAACUUCUGGUGCACUAGUAACGUUAAGCUAUUCGCCGGACGGUUAUUGUCUCUUCGCAGGCUAUGAAAAUGGAUGGGCGACCUGGAGCGUAUUUGGCAAAACUGCUAGUCACAGUUUCCACGCUAAUCCCUCUAUCAUAUCUGCUAAUCAAGAGGCGUGGCUCGAUGGCGUUACCGAUGCUAGUUGGAUCGGGGGAGCAUGUGAGAUCCUGAUGGUUGCCCGUCAGAAUGAGUCUCUCUGGCUACUUGAGAUGGCACGGAGUGCAGUGACUGGUUGCUAUACUCCACCAAAUCUCUUCCGGACGGUACUACAGAGCUCAUCUAGUGUGAUGGUCUACCGAGGUUAUGACCUCCCGGACCUAACUAGUAUCUCUGCCGAGCCGUUUCUUUGGCACAAUGCGAGGAUCCCUUCCAACUACCUUCUGAACCAAUGGCCGAUCAAAUGUACCGCUGUUUCUUCCGAUGGCCGAUAUGUUGCCGUUGCGGGUAGACGUGGACUUGCACACUACAGCGUUAAUAGUGGUAGGUGGAAAACUUUUGCGAAUGAUGUCAUGGAGAAUGAGUUCCAGGUCAGGGGUGGGAUGUGCUGGUAUCAGCAUAUCCUAGUAGCAGCUGUUGAAGCUAAUAGAUCAUACGAACUUCGGUUAUACUCGAGAGAAGCCGCUCUAGAGACAUCAACAGUCAUGUUUAAUCAGCAAAUGCCAGCGCCUAUUGUCUUAAUUACUCCCUCAGGGGAGGAUUCCUUGCUCGUCUAUACAUACGACAACCUCCUCUACCACUUUGUCUUUGCGCCUGUUUCCGGUGCCGUACGACCGAUACAAGUCGGACAAAUUGCUUUCCACGGCAUUGUCAGAUCUCCCGCGAGAGUGAGGGGUCUAAGUUGGAUAUUACCCGAAAGUCAGAUGAUCGAUGGCGACCCUUCACAAGAUGUCACAUUUGCUUCAGUGCUAUUUCUAGUAGAUGGGAAACUUGUCCUCCUUCAACCAUCAUUGAAUACCGAAGGGCAACUCAAGUACGAUAUGCGCGUUAUAUCGCAUAACGUAGAAUUCUACGCAAGCAUGAAGGAUCAAUCAUCCGUUAAUAUGCUAAGUGAAUCUAGUGGACACUUCUCUGUGGAUGCUGAAGAGAAUAGUCUUCGAAACUCAUUAUGGGUAUUCGAAGGUCACGAAUUAAAAGUAUGGCCUGAUAUCCAACAAGUUCUGCGAGCUACGUCAAUUGAGCCAACUAAGGAGUUACCUCCUACGGUUUCUAUGCCUAUUGACUUCUACCCUCUUUCUAUUCUUUUAGGCAAGGGAAUUGUGCUGGGUGUUGAAUCUGAACUAGUCCAACGAAGAGACAUUAGCUUCUCUUUCUUCCGAUUCUCUAUUAGGACACAUCUUUUCUUAGCCGAAAUUCUGCGCUUCCAUUUAGUAGCGGGUAAUUCCGCUGCUGCGCUGAAACUCGCCCAACAAUAUCAACACCUAGAGUACUUUGCGCACGGUUUAGAAGUACUACUUCAUCACGUUCUCGACGAGGAGGUCGAUUUAGCGCCCAAACCGGAAGAUGCCAUACUUCCGAGGGUCCUCUCCCUUUUAUCAUCUUUCAAGCAAUAUUUAGACAUUGUAGUCCAAUGUACAAGAAAAACAGAGGUCAGGUCGUGGAGGACACUCUUUGCGUACCUACCUCCUCCGCAGGAGUUAUUUGAAGAAUCGCUACAACGGGGCUCUCUAAAGACAGCAGGAGGCUAUCUAUUAAUAUUACAUACAUUCGAAGAACUAGGAGCCGCGUCGGAGCAGUCGGUACGGUUAUUUUCCAGAGCCAUUCGAGAAGAGGAUUGGGAACUUUGUAAGGAAUUAGCUCGAUUUCUAGCGGCUAUGGAUGAAAGUGGGGAGACAUUAAGGGAGGCGAUGGAAUUGGUCAAUAUCCGGGUUAAACAGGAGUCGGAGGAUACCGACAUAAUGACCAGACUCGAAGUGCCGCCGCGAAGCACUAGUGGUAGUUCGCGAUUAAUGCGACAGAACUCGGAUUCCGAUGUACAGUCAGGUAGCGACAUAAGCAGUUUUGGUACGGCAAGUCCAAUAUAAUAGGAGCAUGGAGUUUGGUAUAUGAUGAGUCAAAUGGGAUGGCAGUUCACAUUCUCCGUACAUAUUAGGAGCUGAAGGAUGGCAUUUUGCAACUUAGGGUCAGCCUUUGAUACGCUUCUAGAAAUGGGAAGGAAUGCAGGCUUACUUCUAUCAGUAAUGCUUCCAAAAAUGCAUAAAUAAAAUGUAAUUCAAGUAAUAGGAAAUGAAUGUAAUCGAUAUAUCGAAGCUUAGAAUCCCA
Messenger RNA from Hypoxylon trugodes, 3739 nucleotides. Its product is annotated as RIC1-domain-containing protein. The record is from RefSeq and is a predicted model, not a curated record. Gene Ontology annotation, biological process: retrograde transport, endosome to Golgi; intracellular protein transport. NCBI's taxonomy places the organism in Eukaryota, Fungi, Ascomycota, Sordariomycetes, Xylariales, Hypoxylaceae. Gene Ontology annotation, molecular function: protein binding. Gene Ontology annotation, cellular component: Golgi membrane; Ric1-Rgp1 guanyl-nucleotide exchange factor complex; cytosol. The coding region runs from base 220 to 3501 and encodes 1093 amino acids. The transcript has 3 exons.